AUGGAUUAUUUGCGAGACUCGCCCUUCGAGGAAUCGUCAAGGGCGGAUACAGAAAACAGACAUUAUAGCACGGAAUUCGAUGGCUCCAUGCCUGCCGGAGACUUUGAAUUUGCUAUUGGUCAACCCUAUCCAUCCACAACGUAUGAUGGUGAUGCGCUGCAGUACGGAGUGGACUCAUCAACGGGUAUGCCAGCUAGCGACCCAUACUUCCAGACAUUUGAUACUGUCGGGUCUCCAUCCAACCAGCCAGUGCUGCCCACCAUGCCAGGCGGCCACAUGAACCCACAGGAUUUGGGGCUAGACAACGUCUUUAAUGAGUCCUUACAGUUCAACGUGAACAACGACAUGAACAACUUAGACCUGUUGGUUUCUCCUGACAACGGUGCUGCGAUGGCUCAAGCUAACAUGUUCAAUACUUCGCAAUAUUUUUCGCCCAAUACUCGGCAGGAAAAUUUUGGCCUGUUGAACGAUAUCGCCGAGGACCUGCUCUCGAAGCAGUUUCUGAAUAGCACAUUCAGUCCCGACCUCUCCCGCCAUGGCAGUGUGAGCGUAGCUCCUCCAAAACCGGAGCUGUACCUUCUGCCGAAUUACUUGUCACCACAGCUGAAUGCCUACGACGGCCUGUUUGACACGUUGAAGUCGCCAUACCUGGGUCUGUAUUUGAAUUCGCCACCUCCGCUUAAUUUACAGAGCACCAGCAUACCUAAAGCGACCAACUUCAACCAGACCUCCAUAAGCCACACGCUUGCGCUGCCGCUGCAACUGUAUGAGCUGUAUGGAUUGGGAAUGUCUGCGCCGACGGCAAGCGAAACUCCAAGAAAUGCUUCAGAUGUGAAUACCAACAGGCAGCUAACGCCGGAGGAGAAAGCUAGAAGACGCAGAGAGUUCCACAAUGCUGUUGAGCGGAGGAGGCGUGACUUGAUCAAGGAGAAAAUCAAGGAGCUUGGCGGUCUCGUUCCUCCGCUGUUACUCACUCCUCAAUUGUGCGCGGUCCAAGCGCUCCUGAAGCAAUCCCAUCUGAACCUGGCCGAGAUCAAAGAGUUAUUGGCUUCCGUUAAGGUUAAAGAAACAAAGCCUAACAAGGCGACUAUCUUAUUGACUUCUGUGGACUAUAUUCGCCACUUGCAAUAUGUUCUUAGCCAACAAGAGCGCAAGCGUGAAGAGCUUGAACAGCAGAUUGCUGAUCUUCAAGUGGAUGAUAGCAGUUCUAGCGUUUCAACGAGGCGUUCUGACCAAUACCCGCUGUCAUCCUCGGAGUUCAAUCCCAAUGAUUUUUUGUCAGAUGCCUUUGGAGAGGGUCUGCAGUUCUGA
This is a messenger RNA of Sungouiella intermedia, 1311 nucleotides long. NCBI's taxonomy places the organism in Eukaryota, Fungi, Ascomycota, Pichiomycetes, Serinales, Metschnikowiaceae. The record is from the annotation of a GenBank genome assembly.